UUGACUUACUUUUAAGUCAUGGAAGUUUUAUUUUUUAGGACAUGAAUUAUAGUAUGUCACACAUUCAUUGCAUCACAAACCUCAAGUAAGCUCACAUGAAAAACACUGUCAUGUAAUAGAUGUACAGAUUGAGCGAACGCUAAGAGAUUUUGACUACAUGAGGCUGAAGCCUCUGAGAUCACUGAAGUUUCUGCAUGUUGUCCAUCCUCAUCCUUCACAUCCCAGCAUAGGAUAGCUUCACUUUUUGCAUGCCCUGACUCCUCCCCCUCCAUGCCUUUGGCCCCUCCCACCCCUGAAAUUCGCUUGCGAAAACUGGUUGAUGAGAGGGAAAACUUAAUAGAGCAGGUUAAGAGAUUGAAAGGUCAGCUUGAGCAGAAGAAACAGAAGAAUGGUAUGGAGGAUUCGUCCAGCCCAGAGGGAGAUGUGCUGGAGAACGGUGCUGACUCCAACAUCAUGGAUAUACAGAGGGAUGCAAACAGACAAAUCAAUGACCUCAAAUUUAAGCUUGUCAAAUCAGAGCAAGAAGUCACAGCACUUGAACAGAAUGUCACAAGGCUCGAGGGUCAUGUGACCCGUUACAAAUCUGCAUCUGAAAAUGCAGAGAAGGUGGAGGACGAACUCAAAGCUGAAAAACGCAAACUGCAGCGAGAGUUGCGCUCUGCACUGGACAAGAUUGAAGAGUUGGAGUCCAGUAACAGCCACCUCUCGAAAAGGCUGGAGAAGAUGAAGAGUGGCCGGGGAACAGCAACAACUCCCUAAUGGUUUCAGAUCUAUCCCAUCAU
Molecule: messenger RNA, 782 nt
Organism: Sinocyclocheilus grahami
Lineage: Eukaryota; Metazoa; Chordata; Actinopteri; Cypriniformes; Cyprinidae
Product: leucine-rich repeat flightless-interacting protein 2-like
Exons: 6
Coding region: 271-759 (162 amino acids)
Biological process (GO): regulation of transcription by RNA polymerase II
Molecular function (GO): DNA-binding transcription factor activity, RNA polymerase II-specific; RNA polymerase II cis-regulatory region sequence-specific DNA binding
Source: RefSeq, a predicted model, not a curated record